AUGCUCUAUUAUGACCCAAGCUAUUUGACUGAAAAAGGAGGCGCUACUGGACCACCACAAUGGAUUUAUUUCACGCAAGUACCAACGCGUCUUUGUGCACGUUGGGGUGCGGGUCUUUUCCUAUAUCAGAGCUUUGAUGCGAUCGAUGGAAAACAAGCUCGGAGAACUGGAAUGGCUGGGCCGUUGGGAGAGAUGUUCGAUCAUGGAUGUGACGCUCUGAACACCACUUUGGAAGUCAUAAUUGCCGCUCAGGCUCUUAACCUGGGACGUUCUUGGUGGACUGUGGCCUCGCAAAUUGCCACUCUUGCCAACUUCUACCUCACAACUUGGGAAGAGUAUCACACAGGCUCCCUAUACCUUGGAGUGUUCUCUGGACCUGUGGAGGGCAUCCUGAUCAUUGUUGCCAUCUACAUCAUAUCGGGCAUUUACGGUCCUUCAUUCUGGGAUACUGGCAUUCUUACAUUCGUCGGUCUCGAAAAAUACCCUCCCCUUGCUCGAGUCCCCAAUAUUGGACUGAACGAAGCCUUCAUGGCGUUUGGUGCCGUCGGUCUUGGAUUUAAUAUCGUGAAUAGUUAUCAUAACGUUCGCGUUGCUGUUCGCAAAUCUGGAAAAUCGGUUUACCCACCUCUCCUGGGUCUCCUUCCAUUCUUGUUCUCUGCAGCGAUCCAGAUCGCAUGGCUGAGUCAUCCAGAACUCGACCAUUCCGCAAUCAUUUACUCCCCCUUGUUUAUUCCAUUCCUGUGCGCAUGGGGACUCCAGUUUGCGCAUACUGUCGGUCGCAUGAUUCUUGCCCAUGUUACAAGCAUGCCAUUCCCACUGUGGAAUUGGAUUUGGAUCUGGAGUAUCAUCGGUGCUCUGGAUGUCAAUCUGCCGAGGCUUAUUGGAAGAGGUCCGAUCCUCCAGUCCAACGACCGAAACAUGGCCAUUUUCGUUUACCUUACCCUGGUGGUCUCUUUGGUGGCGUACGGAAGGUUCUGUACGCUCGUCAUUCGCGACAUCACGAACUACCUCGGGAUUGCGUGUUUUACUGUCAGGAAGAAGGAUGCGGAUGGGCAAUGGAGAGACGCAUCGAAGAGAGCUCCUACUGCGACCAAGAGGCAGGAAUGA
Messenger RNA from Marasmius oreades (fairy-ring Marasmius), 1107 nucleotides. RefSeq lists its product as uncharacterized. The coding region runs from base 1 to 1107 and encodes 368 amino acids. Gene Ontology annotation, cellular component: membrane. The record is from RefSeq and is a predicted model, not a curated record. NCBI's taxonomy places the organism in Eukaryota, Fungi, Basidiomycota, Agaricomycetes, Agaricales, Marasmiaceae. Gene Ontology annotation, molecular function: phosphotransferase activity, for other substituted phosphate groups. The transcript is spliced from 7 exons. Gene Ontology annotation, biological process: phospholipid biosynthetic process.